AUGCACCGCAAACUCUACAUCUCGGCCGCCGCCUUGGCUACAGCUACGGCCGUCCAGGCCGGCUCGCUCAAAGAUGUCAAGCACAUUGUGCUCUUUAUGCAGGAAAACCGCGCGUUUGAUCAUUAUUUUGGCACAAUGGCCGGCGUUCGCGGCUUUGGCGACCCGAACGUACAAGUAAACCCAGACGGUCGCUCUACCUUUGAGCAACCAAUUCCUCCCCAAAAUGGAGUCGACAUCUUGAAGCCCUGGCAUAUCAAUCACCUUGGUGGUGAGUGGCUCAGCGCAACGCAAUGCAUGGGCGCUGGUGAUAAUGGCUGGGGAACCAUGCACUCGGCCUACAACGGCGGGCUCGGCAACAAUUGGGCGCGGGCAGACGGGCCGUAUAGCUUGGGGUAUUUCAAACGAGCCGACAUUCCCACGCACUUUGAUAUCGCCGAGGGCUGGACGGUGGCGGACAUGGCCUCGCAGAGCAUUCUGGCCGCGACGGACCCGAAUCGAAUUACAUGGAUGAGUGGCUCUGUGAAUAUCCCUGGGUCGCCGACCAACCCUGAUGGCAAAGGCGGCAUGAUUAUUGACAACAGCGCAACUCCUGGCUGCGAGGCACCAGGACUCAAUUGCUUCCCGUUUGUGUGGAAAACGUUCCCCGAGUAUCUGGAAGACGCCGGCAUCUCCUGGCAGGUGUGGCAGGACUUUGACAAUUUCGAGGACAACAUGCUGGCAUACUUUGAGCAGUACCAAACCGCCCAGAACGGCUCGGCGCUCCGUCACAAGGGCAAUUCCUACCCGGGGCUCGAUGCAUUCUACGAGGCGGCGGCCAAGGGCACCCUGCCGCAAGUGAGUUGGAUCGUCGGCCCGCAGGAGCAAAGUGAGCACCCGCCCAACUUGCCCAAGGACGGGGCUUGGUUGCAAAAGAAGGUUGUUGAUGCCAUCACCAACAGUCCGGCGUACGACGAGACGGUGCUCAUCAUAAGCUACGACGAACAAGGAGGCUGGGCCGACCAUGUUGUUCCGGUUGUUGCCCCCCAGGGCACUCCCGGAGAGUGGCUCAAGGAUCCGUACAACCAAUUUGGGGACGUACCUCUAGGACCAGGCUGGAGAACGCCCCGGUUCAUCAUCUCGCCCUGGACGCGAGGCGGCAACGUCUUCACCGAGUUUGCGGACCAUACUUCGGACAUCCAGUUUGUCGAGGAAUGGGCCGCUGCACACGGUUACAAAGAGGUGCGCACCAAAGCGCUGACGCAAUGGCGCCGCGACCACAUGUCCAACUUGGUGAAUGCGUUUGACUUUGACAAUGUGAGUAUCCGGCCGGAUGAAGACGUUGAGAAGGUGUUUUCGAAAGCUAACGACAAGACCGCAAAGCCCGACUUUUCUAAACCCUCCAUCACGGCAGUAGACACGCCUCCCUCUCUUCCCGAAGACGGCUCGCACUGGAGCGGAAACCUGAGUCUCGGUUCCUUGACCGGGCCGUGGGUUGGCGCGGCCAAGUGCCUCCAAGACCACAAGAGCAACAAGCCCCCGAUUCCAUACGGGAAACAGAACGCCGACCAAGACAUGGCACAGCUGGUCGAGGACGGCUUCAAGCAAGUGCGCGGCCAGCUGACCGAGGGCCGCUACCUCACCUUUGAAACGUUUGGUCUCGCCCUCGCCAGCUACAACGCAACGGUUGUCAGCUUUUCGCUUGCGACAAAGAACCACAGCAACCCUGACCAGAGAUGGAUCAUCCACACGGUGGGCGGACCUGGCGCUGGUGACCAGUUUUACAUUCAGUCGGCGGUGUCCAAGAAGUACAUUUCCGGCUGGCCCAUCGGCCUGCUGACGUCCGACGUCAACAAGGCACAGGCCUUUAAGAUUACAUACAACCCGAAGGGCUCCAAGUAUAGCCUGAGGCUGUCCAACAAGCCGAAUUCAUUCUUGGCACCAGACCAAAAGCGUAGACGGCGCGCAGUCAACGGCACCGUGUCGGCGGCUGUGAAUUGGGAGGCAAGCUUUGGAGAGUUUACCAUUUACAGUGUUUCAUAUCACUCGUAG
Molecule: messenger RNA, 2028 nt
Organism: Metarhizium acridum CQMa 102
Lineage: Eukaryota; Fungi; Ascomycota; Sordariomycetes; Hypocreales; Clavicipitaceae
Source: RefSeq, a predicted model, not a curated record